GUAGAAUUUGCUGAGGAGGAAAGGAACUGUUUUGUUGUUGUCUACGAUUUAUUAGAAACAAUUUAAGUAAAAUCUGAAUAUCCUGAGUAUUUAUUUAGUUUAAGCAAAUACGGGAAGGUAAGAUUAUUAAUUAACAUUUAAUCGUUUUGAAAUCGUUUUUUUUUUUCGUGGCAAAAUGUUCAUUGCUGCCAGCGUUCGCUGUGUUGUGGUUGUGAUGAUGGCCUAGCUACUAUAACGUUAGCUAUCUAGCGGUAGCUAACAUUCUAGCUAGCGAUGCCUAUUUGAAAUUAAUUUGAAAGUCGAUAGCUAGAUUUGAUACCUAUCAGAGUAUGGAAAUAAAUAGGUCGAUAACUAACUAGUUACCUUAGAACCGAGUGUUGAACAUGUGUUAACCUCCCCCUAACACCGAAAUGUAACUAGCUAACGUUAGCUAAGCCUACUAGUUAGCUUUGUAGCUAGAUAACUUAAUUGGUAUUUGUUGGUCGUCCAAAUUUACCACCGCAACAAAGUCAUUAUGGCUAAAACCUCACAAUCUCUCCUAAAAAUCUGAUUUUAAAUCUAACCCUUAUCCCCAACCAUAUCCCUUGAUCAUGACUCCGUGCCAUUACAUUACACUACACACAAGAGUCAUUGACAUUGGACAAAGCCGUCUUCUAUAGGGGGAGGUUUGUUAAGAGCAGCCACGCUCGGUCUGAACAUGAACACGCAUAGCUUGCGAUACUGUUUUGGAAGCAUAAGGAGUAUCGUUCAUAUCGGCGAGAAAGAAAAUAAAACGUUAAAUUGAUGCACACCUUUUAUGGGUUUGGGGUUCCCACGCGGCCAUAUUUCCAUGUUACAGCGCUUGUUUAUGAAAACAGAUGGAAGACGGAGUGGACUACGUGUGCUAAUUGGCUAUCUGCGUCUCCGAACACCUGUGUGUAAACGGGAGACAGAUGCUACAAUGGCGUUGUCAGCUUCAACUGUGUUAAAACGGUGUAGAGUAAAUGUGUAUUUUGUAUUUGGAAAAUACUUUUUUUGUGAUAUGAAAGUAGUGAUUUCUGUUUCUAGACCUGUACUGUAAUUGAGAAUCGAAUCCAGAGCCAAAUGUCACUUUCACAGAACAUGUAAGAUCCUUAGACUAAGGAGUAAAGUUAACGGUAGGCUCCUUUAGUCCAAUAUUCAGUUCGCCUAACCCUAGGAAAUAUGACCAUGUGGGAACCCUAUAAAGGUGUAUAUAAAUGUAACCUUUUGUAUUUUAAAAAUUAUUUGUCAUCGAUAUAAAAGAUAAGGAACGGCUAGCCUACCCUAAAAUUAAGACCAAAAAGCAAAAAAAAAUGUUUUCAUGAAUCUUUACGAUAUAGCCCAUUUUGACUUUGUGGCUGUGGUAACCAGUGACAAUAGUAUUUGUUGUUUUUGUGUAAGUAGCUAGCAACACUAACAAAGUAGUGUAUUUAUUGAUUUUAUUUGACACUUUAAAAACACAAUACAACCACAAAUGUGGAUACAAUGCAUACUUUUUUUUAUAGGAUAACACAAUUGUGGUCCUCUUAAAAAAAAAAAAAAAAAACAUCGACCAUGUUACACAUUCACAGCUAAAAGCUGAAUUGUAUAUAACAUCACCAAAAAGAAUUAAACUAUGCAAAGACCAAAAUAAUAACACAUUUAAAUAGUAGCCUUGCUCCGCCUUGCAAAUCUUUCCAAUGCCUUGCCAUCCUCGCUGAGUUGUUGGGCUAUGUGUUUAUUUGCUAUUCUUACUUUGUUUCAAGUGUAAUUUUACUCUGUUGUAUCCCACCCUUUCAUUGUCAAUUAUCAGAUGUCAGAGGAUUUGUUGAAACAGUUGGCCAGCUACAAAGCACAGUUACAACAAGUGGAAGCCGCCUUAUCAACCGAUCCUGAGAAUGAAGACCUUCUCAAAUUACAGAAAGACUUAUCGGUAACUAGAAACAUGCCAUCAGUGUUAGCCAUUAGAUUUUUUGGUUUUUAUGAGUUUCAGUAUGUUUCUUAGUGUCUCUGUCUUCAAAUGUGAUUAUUAUCUAGGAACGAAAUGACCUCAAUGUUAUGUAUCCUUCACAGGAAGUCAUAGACUUGACAAAAGACCUCCUGACAUCGCAGCCCUCUGAAGGUACUGCUAGUGCCAACAGCUCCGAUGCAGCCCCCCUGAAACACAGCUGGCGCGUUGGGGACAGAUGUAUGACUGUGUGGAGUCAGGAUGGACAGUGAGUGUCACCAGAAGUUCCGCAGUCAAUAUUUAACCAACACUAAACAAAAAUAUAAACGCAACAUGCAACAAUUUCAAAGAUUUUACUGAGUUACCGUUCAUAUAAGGAAAUCAGUCAAUUGAAAUGAAUUCAUUAGUUCCUAAUCUAUGGAUAUCACAUGACUGGGAAUACAGAUAUGCAUCUAUUGGUCCCAUAUGCCUUCAAAAAAAGGUAGGGGCGUGGAUCAGAACCGGUCAAUAUCUGGUGUGACCACCAUUUGCCUCAUGCAGCGUGACACAUCUCCUUCGCAUAGAAUUGAUCAGGCUGUUGACUGUGGCCUGUGGAAUGUUGUCCCACUCUUCAAUGGCUGUGUGAAGUUGCUGGAUAUUGGCGGGAACUGGAACACGCUGUCGUACACGUCGAUCCAGAGCAUCCCAAACAUGCUCAAUGGGUGACGUGUCUGGUGAAUAUGCAGGCCAUGGAAGAACUGGGACAUUUUCAGCUUCCAGGAAUUGUGUACAGGUCCUAGCGACAUAGGGCAGUGCAUUAUCAUGCUGAAACAUGAGGUGGUGGGGGCGGAUGAAUGGCACGACAAUGGCCGUCACGGCAUCUCUGUGCGUUGAAAUUGCCAUUGAUAAAAUUAAAUUGUGUUAGUUGUCUGUAGCUUAUGCCUGCCCAUACCAUAACCCCACCGCCACCAUGGGGCACUCCGUUCACAACGUUGACAUCAGCAAACCGCUCGCCCACAGGAUGCCAUUAACGUGGUCUGCGGUUGUGAGGCCGGUUGGACGUACUGGCAAAUUCUCUAAAACGACGGAGGCAGCUUAUGGUAGAGAAAUGAACAUUCAAUUCUCUGGCAACAUUCCUGCACAGUCAGAAUGCCAAUUGCACGCUCCCUCAAAACUUUAGACAUCUGUGGCAUUGUGACAAAACUACACAUUUUAGAGUGGCCUUUUAUUGUUCCCGGCACAAAAAAUGAAAGAUGGGACCAACACUUUACAUGUUGCAUUUAUAGUUUUGUUCAGUGUAAAAUAAUCAACUGAUACAUGACCAAUUUUACAAUGCUGCUAAGUGGGAAGGUCAUCUUUGUUCAUCUUGCUUGCACACUAUGGUCUUGGCUUAUCAUUUGACCUACACUGUUGUAAUUGAUUUGUUCAAUGAAGCAGUGAUAGACAUGACAAAGCUGUUGUGAGAUAUUUUUAAUGAAGAGCCUAGGUCCUGAAUAAGAACAAUAACAGAAACACUCAACUGUAUUUCUUCACAAUAUUGUGUAGUAGGGCUUGAGUCUGUGGCUCGUACUCACCUGCUUACAGCCGUGAUUCUUUGACAGGGUGUAUGAGGCUGAGAUUGAGGAGAUAGACGGCGAGAACGGAACGGCGGCCAUUACCUUCUUCGGCUACGGGAACGCAGAGGUGGUGCCACUGCAGAACCUCAAACCUGCUGAGGAGGGCAAGCAUUCUGAGGAGGACGGGAAACCCAAGUCAAGGUAGGAGAGUCAACGCUUAUGUUAAAUAUGUCCUGUGUAGUGUCAGGAGUUUUCCACGUUUCCAUGAUGCUGUUGCGAAAAGAAUUAUAACUUUGUGUGUGCGUGCCAUGACAGGAAAGAGCAGAUAGCAGACCAAAGGGAGUACAAGAAGAAGAAGGCCCAGAAGAAGGUGCUGAGGAUGAAGGAGCUGGAACAGGAGCGAGAAGACCAGAAAUCCAAGUGGCAAAGUUUCAACAACAAGGCCUACAACAAGAACAAGAAAGGACAGGUAACACAUGUUCAUCUACUUUACACACACAUCUUAACACUAGAAAAGCCGGGCCCCGUCAUUUUUGACCUCAACAUUCUAACAGUCGAAUAAAUACAUUUCAUAUAUGCUAUUGCAAAAAUAAUCAUUUGGUUGUGUUUAUGAACGUCUUGGGUAACAUUUUAGAAUCUGGAAAAAAAGGUUCUUCAAAAAAUACAAUAGCAUUUUCAUUAGUUUGUUACUGUAGGCUAUACGUAAAAACUAAAACACACCAAAAACACCACAAUUCAGUGUUAAAUCCAUCACAAAGAAAUCAAUCAUUGUUUCAUUUUGGUAGGUCUUAAGAAACAGUAUGACCCUAAGAAAAUCUAUUUCAAAAGAACAGAAUAGCAUAUUUUAAGGGGGGGUGAAGGGGGAGAUUACAUUUCCUCCCCAAACUGCUUAUAACACGAAAACUCUGUUUGUGAAAUAGAAAUUCUAACAACGUCAGUGUGUUAAAUAGACUUAGUUAGGAAAAUGUAAGGAUGGAUGAUUUAAAAAAUGGCAAAGCUAUUACAAUUUGAAAUUCAUGUGAAGUCAAAAUGACGGUCUCUGCGCUUCUAGCCUUAAACUAAGUAACAUUUAAUGUUUUUUGCACAUUUUCAGCCAUUGCUUUGUUGCAGGAGAGGUACCAUCACAAAUACUCUUACUGAGAUUUCCGUUGUGUGUUGCAGGUGAAGAGGAGUAUAUUUGCAUCGCCUGAGAGCGUAAACGGAAAGGUGGGUGUAGGAACAUGUGGCAUUGCAGACAAACCCAUGACCACAUAUCACGACACAUCCAAAUAUAACGUCAGGCAUCUCAUGCCACAGUGACCAAACAUGUUCUCUUGGUGUUAAAGUAUCCCAUUGUAUAGUAGGAGGAUCAGUGCUUACCAUUGUGUUUAUAUGGUUUAGAUUACCCAAGUAAAGGAGCUUUGAAACUAAUCGCUACUCACCAUUGGUUGGCUCAUUGGAAUAUUGUUCUUACCGGUAUGUCAUAUAGAACAGCAGAAUUCUUAAUAAAAUAAAUUACCCCUGUAAUGAAGCAGCACAAAUAAGUGUACUCAAGUGUUUAGAUUGUGGUGAAAUUAGUCUGGGUUGCUGUAUCUUUCUGAAUGCAACAAAGGCAAAAACUAUAAUAUGUGCAUGUUUCAAUGUUACACAUUUAUUAUAGCUUUUUCAGGGUGAACUGGACUAUAACAUUAUAGACAUUUUUACUUUUUACUCUUUAGUGGUAAUACGACUAUUUUUAAAGCAUCUCAGUUUUGUACAUUUACAGUAAAACAAAUUGUCAUUUUUGUUGAGGUAAGAUGUUCCUCUCAUUUUGCCCUGAAAUUCUGAAUAAGUUUCCAUAUUGGUACUGAAUGUUUAACAGUUCCUCCAGAUGACAGUAAUGUAUUUUGUACCAUCUUUGUUUCCAUGAUGUACAUCAAUGACCUUAUGUCACUGCUGGCGAUGUAAGCUUAUUUUUUUCUCAAUUAAAAUCAGGGAUGAGUUGUGUA
Messenger RNA from Coregonus sp. 'balchen', 5429 nucleotides. Lineage: Eukaryota; Metazoa; Chordata; Actinopteri; Salmoniformes; Salmonidae. The record is from the annotation of a GenBank genome assembly.